AUCCAAACUAACAACAUCAAUCUGCUCCAAAUGUCAAACAAGGAUAUGCGCGACGAGGCGUGGCAAACCUUCACUCAUAAUCGCCUAAGGCUCUACGAGGGUGUUGAAAAUAUUCGAAAUCCGCAUGUUCUUCGGGAAGCAUGUUCUGGCCUUGAGUUGGAAGCACAGAAAGCACUCCGGUUUCUGGCAGCCAUCCGAUCUCGACAGAAUGCUCUUCUUCCAAUUUCUUGUGUUCCGCCCGAGAUACUUAGAAAGAUAUUCACGCUGGUAGCCAUGGACGAGGAUCAAUAUUUGCAAAAUCGUGAGGACUACUAUGAACUUGAAAAUCCGCCAGAUUCAGAUGUUCUACAGUCACACAGUCUUGGCUGGGUCAAAGUCAGUCAUGUUUGCCAAAGAUGGAGGGAAGUCGCCGUCUCAACCGCAACACUUUGGGGAAGGAUUCCGUUUUCCCUCCCAGCGUGGGUUUCAGAAUCGCUCGUUCGCUCUCAAGGAGCUCCCUUGAUCAUUGCCUACGCCUUCCCCGACGAGAACUCCUCCGCCAGUGCUUCUAGCAUCCUUCGCAUUGAAUCCACGCUCGCAGAGCUCCAGCGCGUAAAGGAACUCUCCCUCAGUGGCCCAGCUUCGAAGACAACCCUCAAGUCCCUAGGUUCUAUCCUCACAUCGAAGGGUGCUCCCUUGCUAGAAGAGUUCAGACUCUCAUUGUCCAACUCACACACAGCUACCGAACCUUUCACUCUCCCGUCCAAAAUAUUCUUGUCGGAAUCGCCUCGCCUGCGACACGUAUCGAUAUCUGGACCGGUGGUCAUUCCUUGGAACUCACACAUCUUCACCGGCCUCACUUUCAUAGAAAUUCGCAAUCCUUCAGGAAAAGCACCGUCCAUGGAAAAGAUAUCGACCAUCCUCGGUCGCAACCGCCAGCUCGUUGAAUUAGCGGUGACCGGCUCUGCUCUUCCCUCGUCCAGUCCGACGUCGAGAUCUUCGCAUGCCCCGGUCCCCUUAGACAACCUCGAGCGCCUCUGUCUCGAAGGGAGCAUAUCGUCGUGUUCUCGGCUCACAUCUCUUAUUACCGUUCCCGCUUCUACGCGCGUGUCCAUAACGAUCUGGAACAAGCAGAACCAGUCUCUAUCCGCGGAAGACGGCUUGAGUAGUUUCUCGUCUCUUUCCCGUCCAGAGGCUCGAACAGCUAGCUUGGAGAUUACGUCGUGCCGAUCGCUCACCUUGUCCGCUUGGGAGACCGUGGAAAAUCCGAGAUGGUGCAACGAUUAUUACAGGCGCCAGAGUCGAGCAUUGUCGUUCGACAUGCAUACAUUCCACGAGCAUGAAUUGUGCCGACUCUCCUUCCUGCUCAGUUUCAAACACCUGGUUGGUCUCGAGGCAUUACAUGCUCUUCGUUUGGAACUUACGUGCACUUCGGCUGUCCUCGACGCUCAUCAUUGGCGCCAACUCCUCGCGCCGUGCCGAGAGUUGAGGGCAUUGCACAUCUCUGGAGAAGCGUCGACUACGUUCAUGGAGGCCUUGUCUCUCAAAGACAGUCAUGAGUCCGGGUCUGAACCAGGCAAUGCUUCAUUCCUACCGAAGAUCAAGAGCUUGUUCGUGCGCAAUACGGAGCUCUCCGACAAAGAUCUCGUGGACUUGACAAGAUGGGCGCACGAGCGUAAGGCCCUCGGUACUCCUCUUGAGGAACUUGAUAUACGUGAUUAUUGCGACAUCAGUGACACGACGUCAUCCACGCGCCUGGCCUUGCAGGAAGAAGUUGACAGCUUUGACUACGAUUAUCGGUUGAAACGUGAAGAUGAGGAGAAGGCGCGAAGGGAGAAGGCGCGAAGGGGACGAUCGGACAGGGGAGUGUUAUAGCGAAGGAUAGUAUCUUCGGCGGUGGAAGUUUGAGUUUGCGUCUUCUGUGAUGCUCAGGACAUGAAGCCUAGGAGGGCUUUUGGGUGUAAGGUGGCG
This is a messenger RNA of Stereum hirsutum FP-91666 SS1, 1950 nucleotides long. RefSeq lists its product as uncharacterized. Lineage: Eukaryota; Fungi; Basidiomycota; Agaricomycetes; Russulales; Stereaceae. The transcript is spliced from 5 exons. The coding region runs from base 31 to 1854 and encodes 607 amino acids. The record is from RefSeq and is a predicted model, not a curated record. Gene Ontology annotation, molecular function: protein binding.